Lemur catta (Ring-tailed lemur) is the source of this 2266-nucleotide messenger RNA. RefSeq names its product zinc finger protein 773-like. Gene Ontology annotation, biological process: regulation of DNA-templated transcription. NCBI's taxonomy places the organism in Eukaryota, Metazoa, Chordata, Mammalia, Primates, Lemuridae. The transcript has 4 exons. Bases 1 to 1416 code for a protein of 471 amino acids. The record is from RefSeq and is a predicted model, not a curated record.
AUGGCGGCAGCCGUGCUGAGGGACACGGCUCUGGGCCAUGUGACCUUUGAGGAUGUGGCUGUCUGCUUCUCUCAGGAGGAAUGGAAACUGCUUGAUGAAGCUCAGAAGCUCCUAUACCGCAGUGUGAUGCUGGAGAACUUUGCACUUAUUGCCUCUCUGGGACUUGCAUCUUCCAGGACCCAUGAAAUAUUCCAACUGGAAUCAUGGGGAGAGCCCUUCAUGCCUGCCUGGGGAUUCGUGGCUCCAGCCAUGCCAGAAGGUUGUUGGCAUGGAGUGGAGGCUAAGGAGAUUCCUUCUGAGCAGAGUGCUUCUGUAGAAGUAGUGCUUGGUUCACAUGUUUAUCAACACCAGAUGCUGAACUGUAGAGAGAAACUCUUAAAAAGAGAAGGAGGGUGGGUCCCAGUUUUAAGGAGCUGCAGAGUCCACCUGUCAGAGAAGCCCUUCCACAGCAGAGAGGAUGAGAAGGACUUCCCGACCAGCAUGGGUCUUCACAAGCACCAGGUGACUCACAGUGGAGGAGAGUCACACAGGAGCACCGAAAGUGAGGAGGCCUUUCACACUGGAAAAAGGCAUUAUAAAUGCAAUGAAUGUGGGAAAGGCUUUGGUCAGAAAUAUUUACUUGUUCAGCACCAGAGACUACACACUGGAGAAAAGCCUUAUGAAUGCAGUGAAUGUGGGAAAUUAUUUAGCCACAAAUCCAACCUUUUUAUACACCAAAUAGUUCACACUGGAGAAAGGCCUUAUGGGUGUAGUGAAUGUGGAAAAUCCUUUAGCCGCAAUGCUGACCUCAUUCAACACCAGAGAGUUCACACUGGAGAAAAGCCUUUUACGUGCAAUGAGUGUGGAAAAGCUUUCAGGCAUAAUUCUACACUUGUUCAGCAUCACAGAAUCCACACUGGAGUAAGGCCUUAUGAGUGCAACGAAUGUGGAAAAUUCUUUAGCUUCAACUCCAGCCUUAUGAAACAUCAGAGAGUUCACACUGGAGAAAGACCUUAUAAAUGCAGUGAAUGUGGGAAAUUCUAUAGCCACAAGUCCAGCCUUAUUAAUCAUUGGCGAGUUCACACUGGAGAAAGGCCAUAUGAGUGCAGUGAAUGUGGGAAAUUUUUCAGCCAAAGCUCUAGCCUCAUGCAACAUCGGAAAGUUCACACUGGAGAAAAGCCUUUUAAGUGCAAUGAAUGUGGGAGAUUCUUUAGUGAGAAUUCCAGCCUUGUUAAGCAUCAGAGGGUUCACACUGGAGCAAGGCCUUAUGAGUGCCGAGAAUGUGGAAAGUUUUUUCGCCACAGCUCCAGUCUUGUUAAACAUCGGAGGAUUCACACUGGAGAAGUGCCUUAUGAGUGCAGCAAUUGUGGGAAAUCGUUUAGCCAGCGUUUCAACCUCAUUCAACACCAGAAAGUUCACACUGGAGAAAAGUCUUGAAUGCAAAAAAUGUGGGAAAGCCUUUAGCCACACCUCCAAUCUCAUUCAUCACUGAAGAUUUCACAGACCUGAAAGGCCUUAUGAAUGCAAAGAAUGUGGAAAAACCUUUAACCAAAUGUCUGCUCUGCUUCAGCAACAGAAACUUUAUAAUCCACAUAGGCCUUAUGAAUACAGUGAAAGAAGAGAAAGGUCUUAGGAGUACAUGGUACAUGCUAUCUCCUAGUCUGUAUAACUUGACUUAAAAUGGAGAAACACUGAGAGUACCCUUUAUGAGGGAGCCAGCAACUGGACAUCAUCCAUACAAAUAUGCACACUGGGGACCGGAUGAGAAUUCCUGACAGAUUGCCCCUCCCAAGAAGAUAGUGUUCUUCCUGGGAGCUCCAGGGAGAGGGAGCCCUGCGUUUUCAAGUCCACCAGACUAGAGUAGAGUUUCCAUCUUGUUGAGUUAACAAGGGAGGAGGGAAGGAGUGGUCUUCCUUCAAAAGUGACUGAUUUAUUGUUGUUACUGAAUGUUAGAUUUUCUUGAAUAAUUAUUUUUUAAUUUGCUAUAUACCCAUAGCACCAUUUCCAGAGACUUUGAAUUUUCUUUUUAUAAUUUUUGCUAGUUUGGCUGAGUCUAUGAAGUUUUUCAUGCUGUCAUGCUGGAAUUUGAUUCAAAUGUUUAAAAUAUCAAGAACCUGAAAAAUUGUGUUCUAAAUAGUUAUGCAUUUCACAUUUCCUCCUGGAGUAUAUUAAAUUCCCAGUUUCUUCACAUCCUUACCAACAUUCUGUAUGUAUGUAAAUCAUGGGCCAUUCAUUUUAGCCAUUUUAGCAAGUGUGUAGUAGUAGUUCAUUGUGGUUUUUAUUUGCA